AUGUUUCUCCAUCACGCUCUUAUAAAUCUUUACCUGCUUUCCACCUCGGCCAUAGCAACAAACCCUACAGAUGGCGCUUGUCGAAGCGCAGAUGCAUCUUUCAGGCCAGCGGGGCUCGCUGUUGGCGAUAAAUACCUACUCAAGACCUCCAAGGCCAAAACCUUCACACUGAACCCCAAAUCUCCCAUAGCCACGAUUGACUGUGGGACUGAGCGAGCCGGAAUUCCCUUCUUUGAAGUUUCCGAGCUAGAGACCCCCGUUCAGGUUGAGGUCAAGUACAGCGAGGCCUUUCUCAACCUCCAACAUCCCUGGUCAGAUGGGCCCUACCUCUUCAACACGGCUCAGGGCAACAGCUUUCGGGGUGCUGUGACGAUAGGCCAUGUCGGCUUAGAGCCGUCCAUCAGCCCCGUCGAGACAGAGGAUCUUCCGGGUUCAUUCUACUGCAGUGAUGAGCUACUCAACAACGUCUGGAAGCUUGGCACAACCGAUGGGGCAGGUGGCCUCCAGAUUCAGCUAACUGGCGACCUGCCUUCCAAAUCGUCGUUUCUCAACACCAACAGGACUCUUACACCUCCCAACAUAAUCAUGUUGGCAAGCGGGUUCGGGUUUGUGAAUCACACAACUCUCACCUCCUACGUCCUUGACACUGUUCAACUUCCUUUCACGGUUAAGGAGAAGACCUGGCACCGGAUCAAGACAGAAAUCGAUCCGAAAGGCUUCCUCACAGUUUCCGUGAACGGUCGGUCCGCUUUCAAAGUCGCUCUGAAAAGCUACUCCCUAGGGGGCAAAGCCAUCUCCCCAGCCGGAUCUCUUGGCUUUGGUGCCUGGCAAGACCAAGCGGCAUUCUACCGGAAUGUUGUGGCAUACGAUACUGCGAGUCGCUCCGAGAUCUACAGAAACCCCCUGACCAGUCAAGACAUCCUGGCUGAGUACGGAACGCAGGCAAACCUUGCCAGUGUUUGUCUUGAUGGCCCAAAGAGAGAUCGUCUCGUUUGGUUAGGGGAUUUCUACCACACCUCACGCAUCAUCGGAGCCAGCACGGGACGUUUCGACCAUACCCGGGGAACUCUGGACUUUAUUCUCAAGACGCAGCUCAAGAAUAGACAGCUGUCUCUCGGACCAAGCAUGGGCUAUGAUCCGUCCAUCACACAUCCGUUUGCUCCAUAUGGAGUAUACGGCCUUGAUGAUUACCGGACUCUGGGAUUCCUUUCCUUCUACCACUAUAUGCGACGGACGAAUGACGUCGAGUUCGCCUAG
This is a messenger RNA of Fusarium keratoplasticum, 1257 nucleotides long. RefSeq lists its product as uncharacterized. The record is from RefSeq and is a predicted model, not a curated record. The transcript has 3 exons. NCBI's taxonomy places the organism in Eukaryota, Fungi, Ascomycota, Sordariomycetes, Hypocreales, Nectriaceae. Bases 1 to 1257 code for a protein of 418 amino acids. Gene Ontology annotation, biological process: carbohydrate metabolic process.